Trichomycterus rosablanca is the source of this 2902-nucleotide messenger RNA. It is a transcript of the gene slc44a5b, whose product is annotated as solute carrier family 44 member 5b. Gene Ontology annotation, biological process: transmembrane transport. The record is from RefSeq and is a predicted model, not a curated record. Gene Ontology annotation, molecular function: transmembrane transporter activity. The transcript has 22 exons. Lineage: Eukaryota; Metazoa; Chordata; Actinopteri; Siluriformes; Trichomycteridae. The coding region runs from base 123 to 2282 and encodes 719 amino acids.
CAGCCGCAGCGAGAGUGAAAACUGUGGAUUUAAAGACAAACACAAAGUUUAAAUGAUUAAUAAAUAAUUAAUAAUCACACAGCAGCAGCAGGACGGAGGAUUACAUCUACAACCGAGCAAUCAUGGGGAGGAAAAGUUCACUUCCUCACAAAUACGGUGAACCUCACAAGUUUGAUCCCACCUUCAGAGGACCAGUACACAAACGGCGCUGUACUGACGUGCUGUGCUGUGGGAUCUUCAUCCUGGUUGUUCUGGGUUACAUGGCUCUGGGUGCAGUGGCUUGGGUGUACGGGGACGCGAGGAAGGUGAUUUACCCCACAGACAGUCAUGGAGAGUUCUGUGGGCAGCUGGGAACUCCUAAUGCGAACAAACCCACGUUAUUUUACUUCAACAUUCUGCGCUGUGCCACCCCAGCCGUGCUCACCCACCUCCAGUGUCCCACAACCCAGUUGUGUGUUUCUAAUUGUCCGGACAGGUUCAUGAGUUAUGUGGAGAUGCAGAACCAGUACAGACAGAACUCCACUUACUGGGAUUAUUAUAAACAGUUCUGCAGACCCGGGUUCGACAAUCCUGACAAGUCGUUGCCUCUGGUCAUCAGAGAUGAAGAUUGCCCCCCCAUACUGAUCCCCAGCAGACCAUUUCUCCAGAGGUGCUUCCCAGAUUUCAUCACCAGAAACGGAACCCUGACGGUGGCCAACAGAACCAGUUACACCGACGCUCAGGGUCACGGCAGGAGCGCCAGAGAUCUGAGAGACGCCGCCAAUGGCAUCACCAGCCUGCUGAGUGCCAGGGAGGUGGGCAUCAAGAUCUUUGAGGACCUCGCCAGCUCGUGGCCCUGGAUACUAAUAGCACUGGUGGUUACCAUGGUGAUCAGUUUGAUCUUCAUCCUCUUGUUGAGACUGACGGCUGGAGUUUUGGUCUGGUUCAUGAUCUUUGGUGUCAUUGGUGCUGUGGCUUAUGGAGUGGUGCACUGUUUUUGGGAGUACUCCAGGCUGAAGGGCGACGCCCAUGCUGACGUCACCAUCUCUGAUCUGGGGUUUCAGAUGGACCUGAGUGUUUAUCUCCAGCUCAGCCAGACGUGGCUCGUCUUCAUGAUCUUUCUGGUUGUGAUGGAGCUGGUGAUUAUUCUGAUGUUGAUAUUUCUGAGGAGGAGAGUACGGAUCUCCAUCACUCUGCUGAAGGAGGGAAGCAGGGCGAUCGGAUAUGUUACAUCCACGUUAUUUUAUCCCGUCAUCACGUUCAUCCUGCUGGCGAUCUGUACGGCGUACUGGGUCACGACCUCUGUGUUUUUUGUCUCGCCCGGUGACGCCGUGUACAAAGUCAUGUCAACAGAAGCUUCAUGUAAAUACGCCAACAUCACCUGCGACCCACAGACGUUCCCCCAGUCGAACGUCUCUCGGCUCUGUCCGGGGUCUCAGUGCACGUUUGCCUUUUACGGCGGUGAGACGACGUUCCAUCGCUACCUGGGCGUCCUCCAGCUGUGUAACCUGCUCGUCGUCCUUUGGCUCAUCAACUUCAUCCUGGCGCUGGGUCAGUGCUCGCUCGCUGGGGCCUUCGCCUCCUACUACUGGGCUCUGAGGAAACCCCACGAUAUCCCAGCAUUCCCUCUGGCUGCGGCGUUCAGCCGGACCCUCAGGUAUCACAGCGGUUCUCUGGCGUUUGGAGCUCUGAUCCUCUCCAUCGUUCAGUUCACCCGGAUCCUGCUGGAGUACCUGGAUCACAAACUCAAAGGUACCCAUAAUGCCCUGGUACGUUUCCUGCUGUGCUGUCUGAAGUGCUGCUUGUGGUGCUUGGAACGUUUCAUCAGGUUCAUGAACAGGAACGCCUACAUCAUGAUAGCGAUAUACGGCAAGAACUUCUGCACCUCAGCGAGAGACGCCUUCCUACUGCUCAUGAGAAACGUGGUGAGGGUGGCCGUGCUGGACAAGGUCACUGAUUUCCUGCUGUUUUUGGGGAAGUUCCUGAUCUCAGGAAGUGUCGGUGCUCUAGCGUUCUAUAUCUUCACCCGUCAGAUCCCAGUGAUCCAGGAGAAGGUCCCAUCCCUGAAUUAUUACUGGGUUCCUGUGCUGGUGGUGAUUUUUGGCUCGUACCAGGUGGCUCAGGCGUUCUUUAACGUGUUCUCCGUGUGUGUGGACACGCUCUUCUUCUGCUUCUUGGUGGAUCUGGAGCAGAACGACGGCUCAGCAGCUCGACCGUACUACAUGAGCAGCACGCUGAAGUCCAUCCUCAACAAGAAGAACCAGGAAGGAACCGAGAAGAAGAAGAGGAGACGGUGCAUCUGAGAGCAGGAGGAUCCUCACCUCAAAUCUAUCAGACAAAUCCAGUCUGAUUUCAUCUGAACAAAUCAGCACCACCGACCAAUCAUCUUCAUUCUUACUGUAACGGCACCAAACAUGAUGAGAAUAAGUCAUUUCAUUUCAGAGUGGGUUUAAUGGUUUUGAUGGUUUUAAUGGUUUUAAUGGCUUGUUGUUGUUACUUUGGUUCCUUUUAAUUUACUGUGGCCCUUCCCUAAUAUCUUUGUCUGGACCAUUAGUCCAUCCCUCACUGCAUCUGAAUAACACUCCACACAAACGUUGAGGAUCUGAUGAUCUUCUGAUGUUCCUCAGUGGUUCCUCUGCAGUGUUUAGUUUUUUGAUUCAGGGAUGAAUUAUUUUUUAUCUCCUCGUUUGUGUUUUUAUUUUAAGGUUUUUUGUAUUUUUGGUUGAUAUUUUUUAUCUGAUUAUUUUAUCUAAGCUGCUUCUUUAUUGUCAUGAUGUUUUUUAUAUAAACGUUUUUAUAAGCCGCGUCGGACGACUUUACAGAAUCCAAAUAAAAAUAAAAAGCUUUAAUAUUCAAAACUUCUUUAUAUUUUAAUACCUACAGGAUUUUAUACUGUAAAUAAAUAAAACCAGUUUUAAAUAAA